This is a messenger RNA of Aphanomyces invadans, 633 nucleotides long. RefSeq lists its product as hypothetical. The coding region runs from base 1 to 633 and encodes 210 amino acids. Lineage: Eukaryota; Oomycota; Saprolegniomycetes; Saprolegniales; Verrucalvaceae. The transcript is spliced from 5 exons. The record is from RefSeq and is a predicted model, not a curated record.
AUGAAUGCUUUGGGGUGUUAUGCCGACGGGGUGCUCGUAGCGGCAACAAAGCAAGCCAUCAUCUGGAUCCUGGACGCUAGUUGCGUUUGCCAAGAUGGAUUACCCGUGAUCCUAGCUGCCAUUCGUUACGCCAGGUCGGUGCCGUGCAUUGGCGGCUGGGCCCGACUGCGGUGGGCAGCUCCGUGCGGCUUUGCGGGGCUGCAUGACGACGGGGACGAAGAAGAACGUCUCCCUCCAGUCCGCGACGCCAUUACCGUGAUCGUUCGACUUGGCUGCGCAGCCGAGCGCGAGGAGGCUGUCUGGGAAGUCCUCGCCGCGAAGCUGCUGCGUCGGCUGCUCAAGGAGAACACGGAUAUGUUCCGAUUGGAAUUGAGCACUGAUCCACCUAUCAAUGCGGAACACCAGGAGCCUAUGCUUAACCUCGACGCGGCCCUGGCGAUGCUGGCUGGCACGUCCGUGUACUUCAACCUCAAUUGGAUGAAGAGCCAAGAGAUCUUUUUGUUCAUGACCAUCACGGGGAACUACAACCCCACGAGUGUUAUCAUAGGUUGUACCGACGUCGUAGUCUUCUACCCGGCGGCGAUAAACCAAAUGUUCGCGAGUCUGCUAUUUCACGGAGUCCUCGGCUGUUAG